GUCAACGUGUUGUGUGAGAGUGCACGUUUGCAGGGGGAGUUCCUCUCUUCAAUCCCACCUGGAGCAGAAGGCCCUUCGCUAUCACAUGACUGCAUGUGUGCGUACGCGCCGUAGAUGCCAGUGAACAUGGCGGAUGAGAACGCAGAAGCGGAGCUCGACUGGAGCGGCCGACAGAGCCUGCUGCUCGACGAGGACACAUUUUUCGCUAUGGAGGGUCUGCAAGCCACCUUUCAGCAACUCGAAGCCGAGCUUCGGCAGCAAGACGUUUCUGAAGAAUCUUCCACGGAGUAUUGCAAUAACUUCUGCCAGGCUUUAAUGCAUUACGCUGGGAGCAGGAAUUCAGUGGAACAUGGAUUACCUCUUUUGGAGGUCUACUGUCUUUCAAUCAACUGUUUUGCUGCUGCUCGGCCACAUCUCACAGGCGACUCUCCCAAUGUUGCCCUUGUGCUCAAAAGACUUGCAUUGAGUUGCCUUGAAUUGCUGUUAUCAGUGCCUCAAAAUGAAAUACCUUUGGAAGCAUGGCUGCAGUUCCAUGGUUCUGUUCAGGCGGCCCAUGAGGCCAUGCUGCAGUAUGGCAGUACAGAUUUGCAUGCCCUGCUGAACAUUACAGGUGAAGGUGGAGCUUGGAAUAAUCCUGUCCUGGUUUCACUUCUUACCGGCCAGUCAACAGAUCCAGAAGAAGUGAAUGCCUAUCUUGCUUUGGAGGGAGAAGGUUUCAUGGAAAUGCGUAUCAAACACCUGGAGAAAGUAGGGGAGGUAGAGAAAGCGCUGAUCCUCAACAAAGCCUGUGCUAACUGUAGCCUCCUGCCUAACCAAUCUACUUUUCGCCAAACCUUUGUCACCCAACUGUGCCAGCUGCUGCCUAGUGAGGAAGCUAUUUUAGAGAUUUCUAGAAUAGAUGCAAAAGAUGUCCUGGACAUUAUUUGCAACAUGGAUGCUGAGGGCGAAGAGAGCACAGCUUUCAUCCUGUGCACCACGUAUUUUACACAGCAGCUACAGCAAGACAACCUGGACUGUUCCUGGGAGUUAACCCUCCUUUGGAGUAAACUGCAAAGAAGAAUUGAUGUGUCCCUCGAAUCAUUUAUUGAACGGUGCCUCCAGUUUGCAGCCAUUGCCAGGACUAUCUACCAUCUUCUAUUCCUCAUUCGUGUAAUUCAGACAGAGGCAAUGCAGCUUGGCCUAGCAGUUUCAGUUGAACUGUGUGUGAAGGCUCUUCGGCUUCCAAAUCAAGAUGUAGACGCGAAAACAAUGGUCUGCAAAGCUGUUGCCUGUCUCCUCCCUGACGAUCUGGAGGUUAUACGGGCUAGUCAGCUCACAGAAUUCCUCUUAUGUCCUGCUCAGGAAGCCUUUGAUGUCCUUGAGGAGCUCUACACACGUCCUGAUCAAAAAUAUGAUGAGGAAAAUGCAAUUAUUCCAAAUUCCCUGCGUUGCGAGCUGCUACUUUCUCUGAAAGCACAUUGGCCCAUUGAUCCUGAAUUCUGGGACUGGAAGACAUUGAAGCGCUACUGCAGUCAGUUACUGGGGCUGGAACCGGAGGAAGAAGUAGAAGAUGAAGCAGUACCAGAGGAGCUGUGUAAUGCUGGAGCAGUUCUGAAUGAAGAGGCUGAGAAGGAGGAAGAAGGUGAAAGUGAAAUUAAUGUAUUUAGCAGCACUGAACAAGAGCAAACAGUGGAAAAAACAGAAACCGAAACGGGCCAAAAAGUCUUAAAGAAAAAAGACUUGGAGGAUGUCUCUAAGAGAUCCGACAAGCAAGAGAAGAAUAAAUUUGUCUGUCAGAUAUGCCAUAAAGAAGUGGUUGAGACACGAAUCUGUCACCAUGCCAGAAAACACAUGGAAGAUGAUGUGUGGACAUGCCCUGUGUGUCUACAGAAGUUUAAAAGUAAAAAGGAGUUUGAGCCACACUCUAAAACACACAUUCAGAUUCCUGCAGAGGGUCACUGGAAAAAGAAAAAAGUGAAGAAGAAGGUGGACCCGAAACAAUAUUUCAAGGAGGAUAGUUUUGAUGAGUUAGAGCCGGGUCAAAUUCCUUUAGACCCCUCUCUAGCCAUGUACUAUCAGUCCACCCACGACCCUGUUGUAUUAGAACAUAUAUUAGAGAAAGCCGCCAGUGUGCCUGAUAAGCAAGUAGAAAAUGACUAUAUUACAUUUGACUCCAUUAAAACACACUAUAAGUUACAGAAUCGUGACGUUUACCAGUGUCCAGCCAGUAACUGCUCAAGAAAUUUUAAACUUUUCAAAUAUUUGGGUGUGCACAUCAAAAAUGAACAUGAUAGUGAAGAUCCCAACCUGAAACAUUAUCUGGAGAUGAAAGACCGUCGGGAGAAGUGCACUUUCUGCCGGAAGACCUUCAUGACUGCCUUUCACCAUCGCCAGCACCGUUGGCUCCAUUAUGGAGAUCAUCCCUUCAUGUGUGUGGUCACAGGAUGCGGUGCCCGUUUUGACACCACCAAUGAACUUAUAGCACAUAAGCAUAGUCAUGGAUUCCGUUUGUCCUACGGCUGUGAGCUGAAAGGCUGCAGUUUCUCCUAUUGUGACCUUGGGCAGCUCUACCACCAUGAGGCGCAGCACUUCCGCGAUGCUGCUUACACUUGCACCAGUCCAGGGUGCAAGAACUUUUUCUACUCCCGCAAAGAAUUUCUUCAGCACUUGGCAACCCAUGACAUCACCUUUACAGAAAAAGACUUUGAGACACAGAGAAAAAUGAAAAGGAAACACUUGCUCCCAGUUGUGGAAAGCUCUGGGUCAAAGGCGGAAGUAGAGAAUGGUGUCCAAAAAGGUUCAGGUUCUUCACAGCUGUUGGUCAACAGGGAAUCUAAGGUCUCGUUGACAUGUGUUGCUGUCUGCUUUGAUGGUAGGAAGUUUACGUGUGGCUUAAAAAGGUGUGGAAGGACAUUCACUACUGCAAGAGAACUUCAGAAGCACUUGAGAAUUGCUCAUCCAGACGAAUUUAAUGAGGAGGAUAAAUUAUGCAAGAAGAAAGUACAAGCAAAGCAUUCUAAGACUCAAGCCAAUGAAUUGCAUAAAAGUAGUCAGGAUAACACUCUAAGAAGGUCAUCAACGGAGGAAUCUAUUCACGAAAAAGCUCCCUCACCUGCUCCCGAGUCCACAGACUGUGACACAACCCCUUCAAGCGUGGAACUUGGUGCAGCACUAACCGAGAUCAUGCUUGGAUUGAGUCAACUAAGCCUUAAUUCUCCCAGCACCAGAUAUGCUACGCGUAAUUCACAGAGCACUUGCACGCCUACCUUGAAAGCAAGGUCACCUGCCAAAGCAGCGAACAACAAAAAUGAGGUGAGAUCUCAUGUAUCGAGUAUUGAUUCAAAGAAACUGCCAAGCAAGCCAGAAUCACCACAAACACGUGACAACAAUAAAGACCCUGAGAUGGAGCAACUGCAAAGCAAGCCCUCAACCAAGCCUUACACCUGCGAAGCCAAAAGCUGCCACUACCAGAGCGUUACCAGUAGUGCUUUAAUGCAGCACUACAUUAAGAUUCAUGGCUACUCUGAGGAAAAGGUUAAACAGAUGGAGGUGUUUCAGUCUCAAACAUUCAAGCCUUCCAAAAUGCCUGACAGCACUGAAAAUUCUGUCUUGCAGGACGAUCAACCACAUAGCGAGUUCCUUGUGCAGGCCACAACGAAACCUUACACCUGCGAAGCUAAAAGUUGCCGCUACCAGAGUGUUACUAGUCGUGCUUUAAUGCAGCACUAUAUGAAGGUUCAUGCUUACUCUGAGGAAGAGGUGAAAGAGAUGGAGGUGUUUCAGUCUCAAAUAUUCAAGCCUUUCAAGUGCCAUCUCUGCUCCAAGAGCUACAGAAACAAAAAAGAAUUGAGGAUCCACUAUAUACAUAUGCACCACAUAAAUAAAGCUGUUGUUGAACAGAUGAGCUGCUCUUUUAAAAGAAAGCUAGUUGAUAAAGCACCCGUGGUGUCAUCAUCUAAGGUGAGGACCAGGAAGAAGUCACAGUCUUUGAAGAUGGAUGAUGUUAAAACCCAAAGACGAGAAAAACACCUGUGGCAACAAAAAUGCCAGAAACAAGAUUAUCGGUUGUGGAAGCGCAAGCUUUAUAGAAAAAAUGGACAAGCUAAAGCUGAAGAGAAGAGCCAAGUCCCUUCUGAAACUGAUGCGCAUGUAAACCACUCAAGUGUUGAUGUAAGGGGAAGUCGCCGCUUGGUUGCUAAAGGGAAUCUGAGCUACAUCCUCCAUAAAUACAAUAAACCCUUUCAUUGCGUGCAUAAAAACUGCAGUGCUGCCUUCAAUACUCAGAAUGCUCUUGUUGGCCACCUUCAGUUGGUGCAUCACUAUAACCGCUCCCAGUUGUGCUUCCCAUGUGAACACAAAGGAUGUGAUAAGCAGUUUAACAACUUGUCUAGUCUUACUAAGCAUUACCGUAGAGAGCACAACAAGAAAAUUACAUCGAAAAUGCCUUGCAAGUCUAAGCACAUACCAAAAAGACAGAUGGCUUCAUCAGAGGAGCCCAUACCGAGGUUCAAGUGUACCUAUGCUAACUGCAAUGAGUCCUACCAUCUCAACAGCAGCCUCUUGCGUCACACAAGUCAGUUUCACCAGAACCAGACUCCCCUGAAUCCAGUUGCUACAUCUGUGAACAGCGAGUUUAAAUCAAGCUAUAAAAAGCAUGUUUUCUAUAGGCACUGCGAUCCAUCCGAUUCCCUUGUGGUGCGUCUCCAGAGUACACCUAAAAAAGAUGAGACAAAUAGUGGAUGCCAAACAAAGUUAAUCAUCUCACCUUCUUCCCAGUCAUCGAAAGAUUCCCAAAAGCUGCCUCUUAAGCAGCCUUUGAGGUGCUGCCUCAAAGAUCAGGAAAUUUCUCGCUCUGACAAGAACUUUGAGUCAAUUGAAGAAACCCCAGAGGAGGAGCUGGAAGAAGUACCUAAGAAACCAAAAAUCAAACUAAAAAAAGGAUUUGACAGGAUUGUCUUCCGAACGCAUGAGGAGGCUUUACAGAUGUGCCAGGACCGCUGCCUUCCUGUGGCCUUCCCUUGCAUGAUACAGAAUUGUGACUCCGUAGUCAUGAGCAUGCGUAGUUUAAAUCGACAUUAUAUUAGCGUUCACAAAGUUAGACGCAAACAGUUGACUGACAAUAAGGACAAAUUGUGUUACACAGCUGAAAAGUUAGAGGAGAUAAUACAAAAGAAAUCCGCUGUGUCUGCUAUCCCUGAUUUAACAAGAAUUCCAAAUGGCGUCCUUAAAAUGGAGUAUCAGUCCGAGCCUGCAACCCCAGGUGGCCCGUCACUGCCAAUGAGCCUCCAUUCGAUCAAAACUGAAUCAAAGGGGCAGGAAGUGAUCGAGUUUUCAGAGGAGCCACUCCCCGACAGAAGUUUGCUUAUUGCUGCUGAGGAUUUGCUCUAUGGCUCCCCAAAGUCAAGCGGGCAUCCCGAAGAGUCUGUUUCCGAGGAGAGUCCAAGGCACAAAGACAGGUCAGAGUCGGAGUUAACCACACCUCCCCUUAUACGCCCUCCACCGCUUGACCUCUCUCCACCAUCUACUCUCAGAAUUGCUGUUGAUGAAAGUUCAUUUGAACCCUCUGGUAAAGACAGUAAAUCUAUUAACAUUCCUUCUACUGUUUCCAUAUCAGUUCCCACCCCAACUCGGCAGCCCCUCAGACGGAAGAAUGAACUCUCUGAACCACCACCUCCAGUCCCUCUUUUACCAAUCUCAAAGGAUCCUGUAACUCACAGUCUUGCCCCACGAGCUUUUGACAUCGCAACUUACAAACCUAUGGGCUUUGAGUCGUCAUUCUUGAAGUUCAUUAAAGAGAAGGAGGAUAUCAAACUUGAAAAUCCGUGGACUGCAGUAGUUACUAAGCCUGAUCCUCCUCGACGCCGUGAUUGUUUCCGACGAAACUGCUCGGUUAAGGAGAAUACUCAGAGAGGAGCCCAAAUCUCCCGAAGCCGCAAGUUUCGCUCAUCCCCUCUGAGGCACUUGAUCUCUAAAGGAGAGUGUACCUCUAUCCAGAAUCUCCGUCUGAUUUUGGAAAGAGCUUUAGGGGGCUGUGGGGACCAAGCUAUAAAACAGCUUCAGUUCUUGAAGCCUGUGGUGGUUCUAGAGAGGCCAAAGUCCUUUGCCUCCAUUCUCGAUCUCUUACCCUCUGAAACUAAAGCAUAAGCUUCCGCUGGGCGCCAAGGCAGUUAAAACUUGCCCACUUUUUUUAUUUGAGAGACUUUCAUAGUAUUUUUUUAUAUCAUUGAUACAAUUUUGGUUCUUUGAUGCCAGGGUUAGGUACCUUGAUUGUGAAGUUGUGAAUGUUUAUAUCUGUAAAUAAGGUCAAAUAAAACAGAAUGACAAAUGA
This is a messenger RNA of Onychostoma macrolepis, 6307 nucleotides long. RefSeq names its product RLF zinc finger (gene rlf). The record is from RefSeq and is a predicted model, not a curated record. Gene Ontology annotation, molecular function: DNA-binding transcription factor activity, RNA polymerase II-specific; DNA binding. Gene Ontology annotation, biological process: regulation of transcription by RNA polymerase II. Gene Ontology annotation, cellular component: nucleus. Bases 115 to 6123 code for a protein of 2002 amino acids. NCBI's taxonomy places the organism in Eukaryota, Metazoa, Chordata, Actinopteri, Cypriniformes, Cyprinidae. The transcript has 8 exons.